Messenger RNA from Miscanthus lutarioriparius, 1062 nucleotides. The record is from the annotation of a GenBank genome assembly. Lineage: Eukaryota; Viridiplantae; Streptophyta; Magnoliopsida; Poales; Poaceae.
AUGAGCACUAGCAGGAGGGCGUCCACGCUCCUUUGCACCCUGCUCCUCCUCUCCCUGCUGUGCUUCCAGCUGGCAAGCGCCCAUGGCGGCAUCGACGACGGAGACGCCACCACUCCGCCGGCCGACGCCGACCCAUCGUCGGUUCAUCGUCACCUGCGUUCCAAGGGCCUGAUCGCCGUCAAGGUGUGGUGCCUCGUCAUCCUGCUCGUCUUCACCUUCCUCGGCGGCGUGUCACCCUACUUCUACCGCUGGAACGAGGCGUUCCUCCUCCUGGGCACGCAGUUCGCCGCCGGCGUCUUCCUCGGGACGGCGCUCAUGCACUUCCUCGCCGACUCCACCAGUACCUUCCACGGGCUCACCAAGAACCAGUACCCGUUCUCCUACAUGCUCGCCAGCGUCGGCUUCCUGCUCACCAUGCUCGCCGACUGUGUCGUCGCCGCGGUCACCAAGAGAAGCGGCGGCGGUGGCGGCGGCCAGAGGGUGGUCAACGAGGCCGCCGGGGAAGAAGGUGACGCCCAUCGUCAUCAGACUCAGACCAAGGAGGAGGACGCGGCGCACCCGCAGUACCACCCCAUGUUGGUCAGGACGGCGUCGUUCGAGGACGCCGCCCUGCUCAUCUUCGCGCUCUGCUUCCACUCCAUCUUCGAAGGCAUCGCCAUCGGCGUCUCGGCAACCAAAAGCGACGCGUGGCGUAACCUGUGGACGAUCGGUCUGCACAAGAUAUUCGCGGCGGUGGCGAUGGGCAUCGCGCUGCUGCGCAUGAUCCCCAAGCGCCCGUUCCUGAUGACGGUGGCCUACUCGCUGGCGUUCGCGGUGUCGAGCCCCGUCGGCGUGGGCAUCGGCAUCGGCAUCGACGCCACGGCCGAGGGCAGGGCGGCGGACUGGACGUUCGCCGUCUCCAUGGGCUUCGCCACGGGGGUGUUCCUGUACGUGGCCAUCAACCACCUCAUCGCCAAAGGGUACCGCCCCCAGGAGCCCACCCGCGUGGACAACCCAUCCUUCAAGUUCCUCGCCGUGCUCCUCGGCGUCGCCGUCAUGGCCGUCGUCAUGAUCUGGGGCUAG